Messenger RNA from Drosophila subpulchrella, 1978 nucleotides. RefSeq lists its product as uncharacterized. Lineage: Eukaryota; Metazoa; Arthropoda; Insecta; Diptera; Drosophilidae. The transcript is spliced from 2 exons. The record is from RefSeq and is a predicted model, not a curated record. The coding region runs from base 780 to 1412 and encodes 210 amino acids.
UGAAUAGAAAAGCUCUUGAAAUAAACGCACAAUUUACAUAGAUGACGGCUAAGCAAUGUUUUAAAUAAAACCAGUGGGUUCGCGAAGUUGCAUAUUUACUCCUGCUUCCUGAACAAACAUUGGCGCCCCCCGGGUGGACUCACUGGUUCUUGGCCGUCUUCUAAACUUCGGACUUGCGUAUUGUUAUAAGUUGGCAAAUCACCAAGAGUUAUAUAACAAGUGCACGCGGCCAAUUUGCGUUGCGCAACAAAUGCAUCGGCAUCGCACAUUGGGUGCAUGGUCUAAGAUUUGGAGAUGCAUUUACGCGCCCGUGCAACUUUAAUUUCAUCUUUCGUCGUUGGAGCGCCCGCACAGCCGGAGCGCAGUACCCACUUACAUCUCGGCGUAGAGGGAGCGCACAUCGGCUGCGUCCAUCUCCUCGCCACAUUCUCGUCGGCACCCAUAGAGAGGUGCAAUAAAAGUCGUCUUUCGUCGCUGGAGCACCCGGAGAGGGGUGAGCCCCACAUACAUCAUCGUAGAGGGAGCGCACAUCGGCUGCGUCCCUAACCUCCAUUUCGUCACAGGAGAGCAUCUGCGGGCUUCAACCUAACCUCGUCGGAAACACCGAGAAGUACAUCCCAAUCGCAAUCUCAUCGCAGGAGCGCCUUUACAGCGAUCCGUAUUGUAUAUGGAAAAGUGGCUUACAUUUUUUGGGCGGCGCGGCCCGCUCGAUCGACUGUACUGCGACAAUGCAACCAAUUUUGUUGGUUCCUCACGGCUGAUUCAGGAGAUGGCCUCCGAUGUCCGCAGCACACUGGGAACGUACGGCGUCCAUCACCAGGUUGAGUUCGUCUUCAUUCCGCCCCGGUCAUUUCGGGGGCCUAUGGGAGGCCGCCGUCAAGUCCGCCAAACACCUCUUUCUGAGGGCCGUCAGAAGCGCCUUGCUGAAGGAGGACGAAGUCCAGACGAUCCUGGUUGAAGUGGAAGCAGUGCUUAACUCGUGUCCGCUAGUAGCUGACAGCAGCAACCCUAACGACGGAGAGGCUAUUACUCCAGCCCACUUUCUUGUAGGCACCACGCUCGCUGCUCUACCCCCAGGAUCGGCACCUCCUCAUCCGGACGACGACCUAACUCAUCUACAACGCUGGCAGCUUAUAUCAGCCAUCAAGCGAAGGUUUUGGCGAGACUGGUCCCGUAACUACAUAGCGCGGCUGCAGCAAAGAGUUAAGUGGACAAAGGAAUCGGCCAACCUUCUACCAGGAACCAUCGUCGUCAUCAAAGAGGACAAUUUACCGCCCCAGAAGUGGCUGCUCGGCAGAGUCACCGAAGUAACGCACGGAUCGGAUGGCAAGGUGCGCGUUGCUCUAGUAAAAAUCAAGCGAGGCGUAUACAAACGAUCAGUACAUCAUCUGGCACCUCUUCCCAUUAAUUGAAGGCCUACAGCGCUUCAACGCGGGCGAUGUUUGGUCAUCUCACUGUUUAUUUUGUUUUCUAUGGUCGUUGCGAUGCCGACUAUCGAAAGCUGCGAGCAGGGGCGUAGCACAGCUGAUAAUCGCUAAUAAAUUACCCCCUACAAGUCGGCCAGCAACGAUCAUACAACAAAAUACUAGAUUAAAAAUAAUACUAGAUUACCAUAAAAUACUAACUCUAGAUACCAAUGUGAUAGGGAAGAUCUGAAACGAGGGAGUUGGUAACAUUGUUGAAUAGAAAAGCUCUUGAAAUAAACGCACAAUUUACAUAGAUGACGGCUCAGCAAUGUUUUAAAUAAAACCAGUGGGUUCGCGAAGUUGCAUAUUUACUCCUGCUUCCUGAGCAAACAACAUCAUUACAUAUCGAUUAUAUAACUGAAGGAAGUUUUUAAUGUUAUACGAGAAUCAGUUAACAAUUCCAUUAUCAAUCAAGCAUUUAAAUGCAGUUAAUCUAAUUGUGAAAUAUGCGGAAACUUAAUCACUGAUAAUAGCGAUACAGUUUAAGAUCAUUUUCAUUUAACAGGUUAAUA